AUGGACUUUGGCGACGAUUCUCGCACCGGCUCCGCGCGAGACGAUGGCGAUGGCGGCACGCUGAGCAAGCAGCUCGGCAACAAUGGCGAUUCCGCGUCCUUGGCCUCGCUCAUGAGCACCCUCCUACCUGUUCUCAUCUACUCAGCCGUAUGCCUCAUCAUAUUCUGGUUCUUCCGCAGAAAAGUCCAACGGGUGUACUCGCCGCGGUCCAUCAUGCACAGUCUGUUUGCAGAGGAGCGAAGUACACCUCUUCCGCAAGGAUGGUUCAACUGGCUGAAACCCUUCUGGAAGCAAGGCGACGACUUUGUUCUGAACCAUUCAUCCUUGGAUGCCUUUCUGUUCCUACGAUACCUCAAGGUGCUCUCACUCAUCUGCUUCUUCGGUUGCUGCAUCGUCUGGCCUGUGCUCAUGCCUCUGCAUGCAACCGGUGGAAAUGGCCUGACAGAGCUGGAGCGCGUGACGAUCGGCAAUGUCAGCGAUCCUAACACAUUCUUCGCUCAUGUUGCCGUUGCAUGGGUCUUCUUUGGUACUGUCCUCUGUUGCUUCAUUCUCUUCACCAUCUAUCGCGAGUCGAUCUACUACAUCAACCUUCGCAACGCCUACUUGCUGUCGCCAUACUACGCCAACCGACUAUCCUCUCGCACCGUUCUUUUCCAGUGUGUACCGCCAGCUUAUCGCGAUGCUGCACGCCUUCGCAAGGUCUUUGGUGACUCGGUGAAGCAUGUUUGGAUCCUCCGAGACACUAUCGAUCUCGAGCACCUCGUCGAUGAGCGCACCAAGACCGCCACCCGCCUCGAGAGGGCCGAGAUCCAACUCAUCAAAAUGGCGGAUCGCGCAAGAAGGCGCGGUGAGCGCGCCGCACCCGCUCUUCCGGAGCACCUGCUUCCGCCAACCGACUCGCCUCACCAUCCCGCGGCAGCCAUACCCCUGGCACGCCUUCUGCGCCUCCGUCCCCGAAGCUUUCAGAAGAUCCAGAGAAGCACGCAGGCUUCCCUCAAACACUUUCCCGACGUCAAUGGCUCUGUUGCCGGGCAAUGGAUCCCGGCCGACAAGCGACCCCGCCAUAGACCCCUCGGGAACUUCCUCCGCAGCGUCGACACCAUAAAGUGGACGAGACGCCGCCUCAAGGCGCUUAACCCUGCCAUUGCCAAGCUGCGGCGGAAACUUCACCGCGGCACCGAGGGUAGACCAUUGGAGUCGGUCUUCAUCGAGUUCGCCACACAGUCCGACGCUCAGCGCGCAUACCAGACGUUGGCCCACGAUAAACCCAUGUUCAUGUCGCCACGCUUCAUCGGCAUCCGGCCUGACGAGAUCGUCUGGGACUCUCUGCGCAUGAACUGGUUCGCUCGCAUGGCGCGACGCUUCGCCAUGCUGGCGGCGAUUGUGGCUGCCAUUAUCUUUUGGUCCAUUCCAUCGGCUUUCAUCGGAACAUUGACCAACAUCGAAAAGCUGAGCCAGAUGGUCUUCUUCUUGGAAUGGAUCAUGCUACUUCCGAAGGUCGUUCUCGGGGUCAUCCAGGGCCUACUGCCUGCCUUGGCGUUGUCGUUGCUGAUGGCUAUCGUGCCAUGGAUUUUGAGAGGAUGUGCUCGCGUCGCUGGCGAACCUUCGCUAUCCGAUAUUGAGCUCUACGUGCAGAGCUUUUACUUCGGCUUCCAGGUGGUCCAGGUCUUCCUCGUCACGACCUUGACGUCGGCCGCGUCCGCAGCCUUCAGCCAAAUCCUCAAAGACCCCCUCAGCGCGAAAGACCUACUAUCCGAAAACCUCCCGAAAGCGUCCAACUUUUACCUCUCCUACAUCCUCAUCCAGUGCCUUGCCGUUGGCGCUGGCAACCUUCUUCGCCUCUACGAUCUACUUCGCCAUGGCAUCAUGGCGCGCUUUGUCCAGAAUCCCCGCGUGAAGUGGCGCGUCUGGAAGAGGGUGCGCCCUGUCCACUGGGGAGGGUGGUUUCCCGUCUUUACCAACAUGGGAGUCAUCGCCAUCAGUUACUCCUGUAUCGCACCAGUCGUUCUCGGUUUUGCCUCUGUCGGCAUGUACGUCAUCUACCUCGUCAGCAAGUACAACCUGCUGUUUGUGGAGGAUUCAUCCAUCGACACCCGUGGUCUUUGCUACCCACGGGCUCUCAAGCAUCUGCUGUUUGGCCUCUACCUUUCCGAGAUCUGUCUGGUCGGCCUCUUCGUCCUCCGCUCCGCCUUUUACCCUAUGAUCUUCAUGAUCAUCUUCCUCAUCUUCACUGCGCUCUUCCAUUACAGCCUGAGCGAGGCCCUAGCCCCUCUGUUGGCCAACCUCCCCCGCACUCUUGCGCUCGAGAUCGAGGAGCUCAGCAGGACCGACGACUUCCCUUCGCCUGGUCUGUCCGACGUCGGAGUGGCCGACUCCUCCCCUCACAUCUUUGGUCAAGACGGCGACGAAGACGAAGAAGACGACGGUCCGGAACACGUCACUCUCGGCAACCGAGGGGGCUCCAAUCCAGGCCUUGAAGGCAGCGCCACGCUCGGCAGGACGUUCGCCAAAGUCUCUUGGAACGCGUACGUCAAGGCCGUCACAGCCCAGCUCCACAAGAUCGGCCUCGGGCCGGUCCUCGAGCGCAUCGACGCCAUUAUCAGGCCAGAAUACAGCCCAACCCCGAAUCCGGUCAUGCGGUUCCUGCAUCCUUCAACGUUCGACUCGUUCGCGCACCUGCGUGAACUGAUCCCCAAGGAUCUUCCAGACCCAACAUCGACAUACCCCGAAGACUACGUCUUCAAGACAUAUUACCCGCCCGAGAUGUGGGAGCCCGCACCGAAGCUGUGGAUCCCCAAAGACGAGGGCGGCGUCAGCGCGCAAGAGGUGGAGCAUUGCGCACGGUACGGCAAGGUCGAGGCCACGGACGAGGGUGCCUGGCUGCAGGAGGAUGGGAAAGUAGGGUGCGAGGUCGAGCAGGCACCAUUCUGGGAGGAGAGGGUGCUCUACUGA
Messenger RNA from Verticillium dahliae VdLs.17, 2952 nucleotides. Its product is annotated as phosphate metabolism protein. The record is from RefSeq and is a predicted model, not a curated record. The transcript is spliced from 5 exons. The coding region runs from base 1 to 2952 and encodes 983 amino acids. Gene Ontology annotation, molecular function: calcium-activated cation channel activity. Gene Ontology annotation, cellular component: plasma membrane. NCBI's taxonomy places the organism in Eukaryota, Fungi, Ascomycota, Sordariomycetes, Glomerellales, Plectosphaerellaceae.